GAUGGAUAUUAUGUCAAGCUUCACUCGGACCAAAUCGGAAAGCUGUAUACACCCGCCCCUCAUAUUGAAGAGGUUUACAUCUCGCAGCUGGUGAUCAAUUACUUUUCAGAAGUGAACCUGAUGGACCCUGAUCACCCGAUUCCUGAAUUUAACCAUCUUUUUCCUUCUAAUGCACCCGACCGCAAGUGCUUCUGGGUACGCAACGAGCGAGGACGACCGUUUCAGCUCACCGUCGAGAAAGAAUAUGGCCUGGAAAACGAUGCCCGGGCUGCUCGCUAUAAGAAAGCAGCACGCAGUAUUGAGUCAGCCGGAGGUUGGAACCGUUGCAUUAACCCAGCCAUCCAACUUUUCAUAGUGCCGUGCCCCGGAGUUAAAAUCGACUUUCUUUAUCACUGCAUCAAUGCCGCUAAGGUCAAACGUACAACGCGCCAAGACGUAACGCUCAUUUCUAGCGAAAAGCUAGACGAGAUGACGAAUGGGGUCGCUUUACAUUGGUGGCUUCAUCGGGCUGCAUUCUCGUGGGGUGGUCUCAAUGGUGACUAUCACACGUCCCAAGUCCCGGAAAACCUCAUAUUCGGUACCAGCGAGUAUAACUCUCUUAUGACAAGAUAUGAGAAGUACUUUCAAGACUAUGUCAGACGAUGUGCAUGUACCAAUAAGCGCUACACUUUCAAGCUGGACACGGAAAUUCACCGCCACCCCUUCGCUAAUUCUGAGCUUCCGUUCUGGCUUUGCUACGUCAUGUCUUACCAAUUUGACGUGAUAGAAGCCAAUGAAGUUGUAGAAACUUAUAGCGAUGAUUUCCACCCCUUUCGACGCGGGUUCUUUACUUGGUUUGAGCAGGACCUCGACACUGCUAUCCUGGACCGCUCUUUUGGGGAGUGGCCCGUUCAUAUCGCAGAGGAGUAUGACUAA
Fusarium subglutinans is the source of this 915-nucleotide messenger RNA. RefSeq lists its product as uncharacterized. The record is from RefSeq and is a predicted model, not a curated record. The annotation marks the transcript as partial. The transcript is spliced from 3 exons. NCBI's taxonomy places the organism in Eukaryota, Fungi, Ascomycota, Sordariomycetes, Hypocreales, Nectriaceae.